Syzygium oleosum is the source of this 2608-nucleotide messenger RNA. Its product is annotated as probable amino acid permease 7. The record is from RefSeq and is a predicted model, not a curated record. Gene Ontology annotation, cellular component: plasma membrane. NCBI's taxonomy places the organism in Eukaryota, Viridiplantae, Streptophyta, Magnoliopsida, Myrtales, Myrtaceae. The transcript has 9 exons. The coding region runs from base 1102 to 2484 and encodes 460 amino acids.
AGAGAGAAACGGAGGAUUCGGUCGUAGGGUUAGGGUUUGAAGAAGUUAACCAAUUAACUCACAAAUUUAUCUUCUUUUCUCCUUGAUUUCCUAUCUUCAUCUUCUUCGUCUGUGUUUUCAUCUUCGUCCAGAGAAACCCAGUUGCAACAAUCGACUCCUUCGGAUAGCUAUGUUGCUCCCUCUCUCCUUUGCAACUCUUGUUUGUCCAAUUCAUUAUGGGAACAUGCUUAAUUUGGCCAUGUUGGUUCGGCGCUUGCUCUCCAUUACAAAUUUCAGCUCCUAAUUUUAAUCUAAUUUCUCAAUUGAAGAACAAAUUGACAUUAGGAUUUGAAGCAGAGACAGUAUAUAACCCCAAUUUGCUAAUUGGGGCAAAUAAUACACAUAGCCGCUGUCCUUUAAGGAUAAUUCAUGCUGGCUCACCUUGUCAGUGAGCCACAUCGGUCGGUAAAGCAUUAAAUUAUUGCAACGUUGGAUUUUCCGGCAACCCAAAUCGGCGAUGACACUAAUGUGAUCCUUUUUUUUCGAUCGUGGCACUGAAGUGACUGACAUGUGUUUCUUCGAGAGAAUGAUCCGAAUCUUGUGCUUGGAGAAAAAAAAGAAGGCUGCGUAUCAAAUUUAUGAUCUUUUAUUUUCAAGCCUUGAGGAACCGAUGUUUCAGGAUUCUUUGUUCACGAAAAAGAUCGUGAAAGUCCCUAUCUCGUCUGUAAGAUUGGGCGUAAUCCAUAUGAAAUUUGUCAAACAAACAAUUAACUGCCCAUAAAUAUGUGCGUUUGAUUUGGUUGCCAUGGCCUAACAGUUACUUGGCUUCAAUAACCUCCCCGACGUCUCUCUUUCCCUGUCAAAUUUCACUGAAGAGUUUAUUUGCUUCCAGAAGCGCAAAGAACGAGAAGAUUCAAGAACGUUUCAACAGAUCCUGCAAUUGUUCUUGAGGAGGCAAAUACUGGAAUUUGUGGGCUCUGGGGAUUUAUGAGGCCUUAUUCAGGUGCUUUCCUAGUGGUUGGCAGAUUUAUGUUUCCAGCAGUCCAACCUUCUUCAGGCUCUUUGAUCAGCAAGAUCAGUAAGAUGAUCAAGUAUCAAUUUUAUCGUCGAUUUGGAUGAACAAUGGCUGCCAAAGAAAGUUCCAUACUUCCUGAGGGCUUGUGCGAUGAUGACGGGCACCCGAAGAGGACAGGGACCAUAAGUAGCUGCAUCGCUCAUAUCCUCACUGCCGUCAUCGGAUCAGGAGUGCUGUCCUUAGCGUGGAGUAUCGCGCAACUGGGAUGGAUAGCAGGGCCAGUUUAUUUGCUUUGUUUAGCGGCUGUCACCUAUGUUUCCACUUCCCUGCUGUCCGACUGUUACAGGUCCCUGGACCCCGUUACCGGCACACGCAAUUACUCUUACGGGGAUGCUGUUAGAGUUAAUCUAGGUACAACACAGAUGUGGUUUUGUGGUUUCCUUCAGUAUCUGAGCAUGUACGGCACGGGUAUAGCUUAUGUGAUAACUACAGCUACCAGUCUGAGGUCGAUUCAUAAGUCAGCAUGUCAUCACAAAGAUGAGCAAGAGGGAUCGUGCGAGUACGGACAGGAGGUUUAUAUGCUGAUAUUUGGAGUUACUCAAAUCAUGAUGUCGCAGAUACGUGACUUUCAUAGCAUAGUCUGGCUCUCGGUUCUUGCUGCGAUGAUGUCCUUCUGCUACUCUUUCAUAGGAUUUGGGCUAGGCGUCGCGAAAGUAGUAGAAAAUGGGAAAAUCCUAGGAAGCACCGGCGGAGUCCCAGCUGCCGAUCCUGCCAAGAAGACGUGGCUUGCGUUUCAAGCAAUGGGCGACAUUGCUUUCGCAUACCCGUACUCGCUUGUUCUUCUGGAGAUACAGGACACUCUGAAGUCUCCCCCAGCAGAGAACAAGACGAUGAAGAAGGCCUCGGUGAUAGCGAUUGUAAUCACCACCUUCUUCUACCUAUGCUGCGGUUGUUUCGGAUACGCGGCCUUUGGCGACGUCACGCCGGGCAGUCUCUUGACGGGUUUCGAGUCGUUCCACCCGCAUGCCCUCAUCAAUUUCGCCAACGCUUGCGUUAUCCUCCACCUCUUGGGAGGCUACCAGCUAUACAGCCAGCCAGUCUUUGCGACGUUGGAGAAAUGGUUCAGGAACAGGUUCCUGGCCAGUGACUUUGUGAACAGGUUUUACAGAAUAGAGAUCCCGUUGUUGCCGGCUUUUCAGUUGAAUCUCUUCAGGCUGUGCUUCCGUUCGGCGUACGUGAUAUCGACGGUCGGGAUCGCCCUCGUCUUCCCUUACUUCAACUCGGUCCUGGGAGUGCUGGGGGCGUUGAACUUCUGGCCCCUGGCAAUAUACUUUCCGGUGGAAAUGUACUUCCAGCAGAAGAACAUCGGGCCUUGGACACGGAAAUGGAUCGUCCUCAGGAUAUUCAGCUCCAUCUGUUUUCUGGUGACAGUCGUGGGAUUAAUCGGGUCUGUUGAAAAUCUAGUUAGCGCAAAGUUAGGGCAUAAGUAGAUAUGAUGUUACCUCCGUCCCGUGAAGAACUACAUUUUUGCUCAUCUUCUAUUGGUUGUUGGUGGAUUCAUUUUGACGAACGUUCAUUCACCUUUUCUGCCGGUUCGCAAGAUAGUUUCGAGUU